AUGCUUGCUGCUGCCUGCUGCUCCCCCAAGGAGGGGUUCUGGCCGUCAGUGGUGGUGCCGUCAGCAAGCACGAGUGCAGUGGCGUAUGGGGAGCACACAGGGCUGUCAGGCAACCUGCGCUACCAGCUGCUGUACGGACUUGACCGCAUGCUGCUGCAGCACUUCAACCACAUCUCCGUGGCUGUCCUCGGCACCACUGCUCUCAGGUGGGUGGGCGUCUCAGGUGCAGCAAUGUUCUAUUGGGCAAGCCGUAUGUGGCUGGGGAUGGACGGCGAGGUGCAGCAACAGGCCAAGGCAGAGCAGCAGGCAUACCGCCGCCCGUCCCGCUCCUCCGGUGCCGACUCCAAGACAAACUCGUUCCUGCAAUCACUUCCCUUUGGCAAGAUAACAGAUGAAGCACAGCCUAAAAAGAAGAAUGCUGCUAGGAGAGUCACUAAGGCUACGGCUGCAGGAGGGGCGGAGACCGGGGCUGAGGCGGGUGUGACGAGUGCAGAGGGGGCGGAGGAGAAGGUGCAAGGGAUGGGAGGUACAGCAGCUCGCACGACAGAGCGCAAGGUGAAGCGGAAGGUGUCAAUUGCUCAAUAG
This is a messenger RNA of Closterium sp. Naga37s-1, 585 nucleotides long. The record is from the annotation of a GenBank genome assembly. NCBI's taxonomy places the organism in Eukaryota, Viridiplantae, Streptophyta, Zygnematophyceae, Desmidiales, Closteriaceae.